Messenger RNA from Acipenser ruthenus (sterlet), 2356 nucleotides. RefSeq names its product tripartite motif-containing protein 16-like. Lineage: Eukaryota; Metazoa; Chordata; Actinopteri; Acipenseriformes; Acipenseridae. The transcript has 6 exons. Gene Ontology annotation, molecular function: zinc ion binding; protein binding. Bases 31 to 1695 code for a protein of 554 amino acids. The record is from RefSeq and is a predicted model, not a curated record.
AUCGUCACUCUCUGUCUAACUGCAACAAGAAUGGCUUCAAACUUGUGGUCAGUGGAGCACUUGAACUGUCCAGUGUGUCUGGAGAUAUUGAAGGUCCCAGUCACUAUUCCAUGUGGACACAGUUACUGUAUAGGGUGUAUAAAGAACUGCUGGGAUCAGACUAAUCAUACAGGUGUCUACAGCUGCCCCGAGUGCAGAGAGACCUUUACCCCAAGGCCUGAUCUACGCAGAAACACCAUCCUGGCUGAAGUUGUGGAGAAAUUAAAGAAGACAGGACUCAAUCCUCCUCCUGCUCAAAGUUAUGCUGGACCUGGAGAUGUGCCGUGUGAUUUCUGCACUGGGAGAAAGUUCAAAGCUGUGAAAUCCUGUUUGACAUGCCUGGCCUCUUUCUGUGAAACACACGUCAAGCCACACUAUGAGGUUACUCCAUUAAAGAGGCACAAGCUGGUCAAUGCAAUUGGAAAUCUGGAGCAGAAGCUUUGUGCUGAACACCAGAAGGUUUUGGACAUCUUCUGUAGAACCGAUCAGACGUGUGUUUGUGUGUUGUGUAUUGACAAGGAGCACAAGAGCCAUGAUACAGUUUCAGCUGAGUCAGAAAGGACUAGGAAACAGAAGCAGCUGGAAGAGACACAGACAGAAAUACAACAGAGAAUCCAGGAGAGACUGAAAGAAAUGGAGGAGCUGAAUCAGGCUGUGGAGUUACUGAAAAGAUCUGCAUGCAUAGAAAUAAAGGAAAGUGAGAAGAUCUUUACUGAGCUGAUCCAAUCCAUUGAGAAAAUCCACACUGAGGUUAUUGAGCUGAUUGGAGCUAAAAAGAAGGCUGGAGUGAAUCAGACUGAAGGACUCAUGAGGAAACUGGAGCAGGAGAUUGCUGAGCUAAGCAGGAGAAACGCUGAGCUGAAACAGCUUUCAGAGACAGAGGAUCACAUCCAUUUUCUACAGAAUUUCCAGUCCCUCUGUGCCCCUCCUGAAGAUGGAGACUUACUCAGCUUUACUGUCAAUACAGACAUCUCUUUUGGGGCUGUGAGGAAAGCUGUAUCUGAACUUAAAGACCAUAUUGAGGACUUCUGCAAGGGGGAAUUAGUAAAGAUAACCACAACAGUGAACAAAGUUGCAGUUUACAGUCUGCAGGCUCCAGAGCCAAGGAACAGAGCUGAGUUUUUAAAAUAUUCCUGUCAGCUCACACUGGACUCCAACACGGCGUAUGAAGACCUCUGUCUGUCUGAAGGGAACAGAAAGGUGACACAGGGAGAGACCCAGCGAUAUCCUGAUCACCUAGAUAGAUUUGAUUACUGGCCCCAAGUGCUUUGCAGAGAGGGUUUGUCUGGGACUCGCUGUUACUGGGAGAUUGAGUGGAGUGGGGGAGGAGCUGCUAUAGGAGUCACAUAUGAAGGAAUCAGUAGGAAAGGAAGGGCUCAUCCCUGUGUCCUUGGAUUCAAUGACAAGUCCUGGAGUUUGUUCUGCUCUGAUUCGAGUUACACUGCCUGGCACAAUAACAAUGAAAGUGCAAUAACUGUCCCUCACUCCCCCAGAAUAGGAGUGUAUCUGGACUGUAAUGCUGGCACUCUGUCAUUUUAUGGCGUCUCUGACACAAUGACGCUCCUGCACAGAUUCCAAACUACAUUCACUGAGAUGCUCUAUCCUGGGUUAUCUGUUGAUUAUGAUUCCUCUGUAACAAUCUGCCAGCUGAACUAGACUGUUUUGUGUUGUAAGAAAACUUUUGUAUUGAGCUCCCGGUCUGUCCUUUCCACUCCUCUGGUGAAGGGAAUGUUCAAUCUGACACAACUUUGUUUAUUACAUUCAUUUUGGUAGUUUAAAUCAAGUUAUAUAUAAUUAUAUAUAUAUAAUUAUAAUUUUUGGAGAGGGUGUGAAGUUUAUUAUUCAAAGUGCCAUUUAAGGUCAAUCAUGUUUUAUGUUUCUGUUUAUCAAUUAAUGCUAAAUGUUUUUCCCCAUGUAAUGUUUUCUAAAGUUUUAAUUUUCAAUAAAUGUUUUGUUCUGCACCUACUUCUGAAAUGAACAUAAACUAAGUGGACUGUCAACAGCAGCUGCUCUCUGGAAAUGUAGUGAACAAAAAAGCUUUAGAGAAAAUGUUAAACACACAUAAAAGGAUAUUAUGGGCAGCAGUGUGGAGUAGUGGUUAGGGCUCUGGACUCUUGACCGGAGGGUCAUGGGUUCAAUCCCAGGUGGGGGACACUACUGCUGUAUCCUUGCGCGAGGUACUUUACCUAAAUUGCGCCAGUAUAAACCCAACUGUAUAAAUGGGUAAUUGUAUGUCAAAAAUGUGAUAUCUGUAUAAUGUGAAAUACUGUGAUAUCUUGUAACAAUUGUAAGUCGCCCUGGAUAAUGGUGUUUGCUA